GGUAAUAUUAUGCAGAUAUUUAUUUCUCAGCAGUCCUAGAUUGAAAGCAGCCAGGUAUCUCAGGCUAUUCCAUCCAUUCCGGUUGUUGAGGGCGCUGUUCGCUGAAAGCCCAGCUACCUCUCUUUCACUUCAUCUCUUGUACUGUAUGUGCGUGGAAAGAACCAGAGUGAACCCCAUCUAACGAACAUGGCUUCACUGGAGAGAAAGCCUAAUGCACCUACCCCUCUUGAGAGGCUGCAACAGACUCUCAAUCAUUUAGAACCAACGCCCCAGAGUCAGCAUAUCCAGAGCAAGCAGCAGCUGUCCAUCGUCCAUGGCCCCACGGAUUCACCUCUGUGGGACAUGACACUCGGCGAGUUACUGGAGUAUCAAUGCCUCCAACAUCGCAAUGAUGAGUGUCUUGUUGUAUCUUGGACAGGGACUAGAUGGACCUACGGGCAACUCUAUGAGGAAAGUCAGCGAGUAGCCCGCGGUCUCAUUGCCAGAGGCGUGCGAUUGGGCGAUCGGAUUGGCGUCAUGGCCGGAAAUUGCGAGCAAUACGUCUCGCUAUUUUUUGCUGCUGCAUCCGUUGGAGCAAUCCUAAUCGUUAUAAACAAUAAUUACACUCUAACAGAGUUGGCAUAUGCUUUGGAGCACACAGGCUGUAAAAUCCUCUUCAUUGCUCCCAAAAUCGGACGACGUUCACUGGAGGAACCUCUGGAGCAAUUGCGUUCACGGGACACAUCCAAAAGUCUUCCGCUUCUGCAACAUAUCAUAAUUAUACGGGGUCAAUAUCAAGAUCUGAAGACCUACGAAGAUGUUGUUCUCGAGGGUUCGGCGGUAUCCCUUCACCAGCUCCACCGACAGUCGAAUUUGAUCAGUCCCCACGAUGUCUGUAAUUUGCAAUUCACGAGUGGAUCAACUGGGAAUCCCAAAGCAUCAAUGUUGACACAUUAUAACCUCGUGAAUAACUCACGUUUCAUUGGUGACCGAAUGAGCUUCACAUCAGCAGAUAUUCUCUGUUGUCCUCCUCCUUUGUUUCAUUGCUUCGGUCUCGUCUUGGGAUUGCUGGCUUGCGUUACCCAUGGAGCAAAAGUUGUAUAUCCGGGGGAUACAUUCGAUCCACAAUUAACAUACAAAGCUAUUUACGAAGAGAGAUGUACAGCCCUUCAUGGCGUACCAACCAUGUUUGAAGCUAUUCUCUCGGAGUCGAACUCUAAGUCAGACUCCCUUGUCGUCUCCAAAACCCCCCCUUGUCUUCGAACCGGAAUCAUAGCGGGAGCUCCUGUUCCUCGGCCUCUCAUGCGCCGGCUACUCAACGAACUCAACAUGACUGAAUUCACCAGCAGUUAUGGGCUUACUGAAGCAUCACCCACAUGCUUCAACGCACUCACUACUGACACAAUCGAUUGUCGCCUGACAACUGUCGGAAGGAUCAUGCCCCAUGCCAGUGCCAAAAUUAUUGACCCGCGAAGCCCCCACCGGAUCGUCCCCGUGGGCGAAAAGGGUGAACUCUGUAUCAGUGGAUACCAAGUACACCGGGGUUACUGGGAGAAUCCCCAAAAGACAGAGGAAGCACUCCUCUACGACCCCCCUGAAUCUGAACAUGAGGACCCAUACGAUGGAAGAGGUAGAGGAAAGGGGAGAAUAUGGUUACGUACGGGCGAUGAAGCUGUAUUCGAUACCCAUGGCUAUUGCUACAUCACAGGAAGGUAUAAGGAUAUUAUUAUUCGGGGUGGAGAAAAUAUAUACCCACUGGAAGUUGAAGAGCGGCUCGUGUUGCACCCGAAGAUAACUAAGGCAGCUGUUGUUGGCCUUCCGGACGAGCGUUACGGAGAAGUAGUGGCCGCCUUCAUAGAAAUUGAUGCCGCCAGCAAAGGGGAUGGUGGUCCGUCACUCUCCGCAGAAGAGAUCCGAAACUGGACACGCGAAACUCUCGGGCGGCACAAGACCCCUGUGUACAUCUUUGCGUGCGGAAGCCAUCCGAUGCUGCCCGUGGUCAUCCCUCAGACUGGGAGCGGGAAGAUCCAGAAGCAAAAGCUUCGAGAGUUGGGGAAGAGUGUUGUGGAAAAGGGGCACACGGUGCUGCUAGGGUAGAUUGGUUAUUGUUCAAGGGACUUGGUUGCAUGAGAAUCAAGAGUAGACAAAUGAAAGGAGUGUACACCAUGGUGGUAAAUAUUAUCCAUCAAUGAAGUGCUUAACGUAUUUCACUAGCGAGCCGCCACCACAAACGAGCCGCCACUUCCGCUCCAACUCCUGCCCAUGGGCUAAAUACUAAAGGCUUUAUCAACC
Monascus purpureus is the source of this 2271-nucleotide messenger RNA. The record is from the annotation of a GenBank genome assembly. Lineage: Eukaryota; Fungi; Ascomycota; Eurotiomycetes; Eurotiales; Aspergillaceae.